This is a messenger RNA of Benincasa hispida (wax gourd), 2243 nucleotides long. NCBI's taxonomy places the organism in Eukaryota, Viridiplantae, Streptophyta, Magnoliopsida, Cucurbitales, Cucurbitaceae. The record is from RefSeq and is a predicted model, not a curated record.
GUAAAAGGAAAAAAGGAAAAAGAAAAAGAAAGUCAAGAACAAGAGGAGCCCAUUUGUGUCCCUUGGUUUCUUCCAGUCAUCCUUGGAAGAGGAAAAAUGGUGUUUCCUCUGCUCAGAAUUUGAAGUUUCAGAACCUUAGGGCGAAGCUGAGACCCUUCCGGAGCCCGUGGAGCUUCAGAAACCGUCGACCAUGGCCACCGCCGGCAUCGGUACUUCACGCCCUUUGACUCUAUUGCUCUUUGUAAUCAUCAACUCACUUUCCAACACCAUCACCGGCGGAGGAGGCGUCUAUGCUGAUAACGGCGUGUUCAGCGUCAAAUACAAGUAUGCCGGACGGGAACGUUCUCUCAGUACUCUUAAGGCGCACGACAUCAGUCGUCAGCUUCGAUUUCUUGCCGGAGUCGAUAUCCCUCUCGGUGGUUCUGGCCGGCCUGAUGCCGUCGGGCUUUACUAUGCGAAAAUUGGAAUAGGAACUCCUCCGAAGGAUUAUUAUGUUCAAGUUGAUACAGGGAGCGAUAUCGUGUGGGUGAACUGUAUUCAGUGUAGGGAGUGUCCGAGGAAAAGCUCUCUUGGGAUGGAACUCACUCCUUAUGAUUUAGAGGAAUCCACGACUGGGAAAUUGGUUUCUUGUGAUGAACAAUUUUGCUUGGAGGUGAAUGGGGGUCCACUUUCAGGCUGCACUACUAAUAUGUCCUGCCCAUAUCUUCAGAUAUAUGGUGAUGGGAGCUCCACUGCAGGGUACUUUGUGAAGGACUAUGUACAAUAUGAUCGGGUUUCUGGAGAUCUUGAAACUACAGCUGCCAAUGGAAGUAUCAAGUUUGGAUGUGGUGCCAGACAAUCUGGGGAUCUAGGCUCAUCUGGCGAAGAAGCACUUGAUGGCAUACUUGGUUUUGGAAAAUCAAAUUCAUCUAUUAUUUCACAACUAGCAUCCUCAAGAAAAGUGAAGAAGAUGUUUGCUCAUUGCCUAGAUGGAAUAAAUGGGGGUGGUAUCUUUGCGAUGGGACAUGUUGUGCAGCCAAGAGUUAACAUGACUCCAUUGGUACCAAAUCAGCCACAUUACAAUGUCAAUAUGACGGGAGUACAAGUUGGUCGUGUCAUGUUAAAUAUUUCUGCCGAUGUAUUCGAGGCAGGAGACAGAAAAGGGACAAUCAUCGAUAGUGGUACAACCUUGGCAUAUCUUCCUGAGCUGAUUUAUAAGCCAUUAGUGACCAUGAUACUCUCUCAGCAACACAAUUUGGAAGUUCAAACCAUUCAUGGAGAAUAUAAAUGUUUUCAGUACUCAGAGAGGGUUGACGAUGGAUUUCCUCCAGUUAUUUUCCAUUUCGAGAACUCACUCUUGUUGAAGGUUUAUCCUCAUGAGUAUCUAUUCCAAUAUGAGAGCUUGUGGUGUAUUGGUUGGCAAAACAGUGGGAUGCAAUCUAGGGAUAGGAAGAACGUUACACUCUUUGGAGAUUUAGUGCUUUCAAAUAAGCUAGUUUUAUAUGAUCUUGAAAAUCAGUCAAUCGGAUGGACCGAAUACAACUGUUCAUCAAGCAUCAAAGUACAGGAUGAACAGACUGGAACAGUUCAUUUAGUUGGUUCACAUUACAUUUCUUCAGCCAACAGAUUGAAUACCAAAUGGGGCGUGAUCUUGCUAUUCCUAAUCUUGCUGAUGCACUGGUCAGCCCAUUUCAGAUGCUUUAGCUAACAAAGAAUACCAACAAACCAGAAGGUAAUAUUUUUAGAUUGAUAGAAUCAAGUACAGAAGAAAUCCUUGAAAUUUAACUGUAGAUGUUCAACUGAUUGCAGUUGUGUAUAAUGGAAGAGAGCGAGAGUGAGAGCGAGAGAUAGAUAGUUUCUCUUUGAAAGUUUCUUCUGCUGGGAAAUUUCUUUCCCCAGGAGAUUCUGAAACAUAUCAUCUCUGAUUGCUUCGUGUUUAGAUUUGUAAAGUGAAGCCUCUUUUGGCAAAAUUGAGAAGGUUAUGUCUGCAAAAAGAUUUGCAGACCCUCAGCAGUACAGUUUAUGACAGUAGAAAAAGGGGGGCAGGUAGUUUUGUGCACCCAAAAGUAUUUAUUCUACUUUGAGGUAUUGAUAGUUCUCAAGUUUUGGCCUUUUUGCCUUUUCGCAUUUUUGUUAAUGCUAAUUUGUAGAGAAAAAUUAUUGCUUAUAUAUAAUACAACAGAGUGGGCAUUAUGAUGAUGGAUGGCUUAGCUCGUUCAGCUGUGAUUGAGGUUUGUUCUGCCUAUUGCCUACCAGAUUUUUCU